This is a messenger RNA of Puccinia graminis f. sp. tritici CRL 75-36-700-3, 1091 nucleotides long. RefSeq lists its product as uncharacterized. The coding region runs from base 210 to 1091 and encodes 293 amino acids. The record is from RefSeq and is a predicted model, not a curated record. The transcript has 2 exons. Lineage: Eukaryota; Fungi; Basidiomycota; Pucciniomycetes; Pucciniales; Pucciniaceae.
GAAUUGUCUCUUUUGUUUGUGUGCCCGUGAUUAGCUCAAAAGCCCCCUUCCCCCUCAAACAAACCAACCAAACAACUCUGCAUCUUCCACAUCCCAUCUCUUCCAACUCAAUCACACUUUAAACACAUCCCCUCCCUCUCCAAAAACCAAAAACCAACCAAGAACCAACAACCGACCGAUUAACCCACACAUUCCCAAUUCCAAUCAAGAUGUUUGCCGGAGGAGGGGUAGAUGCCGAGUCAGUCUUCUCAUCCGAACGAGGCACUGGAAAACAGCAACACCUACAACGCUCCAAAUCGGCCGUCCAACCAUCCUCAAGUGCUCGACGGCAACACCUCCACUCCAACAAUCCGUUCCUCGAUCCAGUCCAAGCGGCUGCCCGGGUCAGUCUGAUAGAGGAAGAGUUCGGCUGGUCUGGUAGUGUGGGCGGGAUCAGGGGCCGUGAUGACCGACAGAUCGAACGGGAUGUGGAGUAUGAACGAAAGAUGGCCGAGAGAACACGCAAAAGACACGAGCGAAAACUGGCCCGUCAACAGGCUCUCUUAGGCACAUCCACCCCCAACGGAUCCACCACACAGACCCCCUCAACAACAACAACAACGACGACGUCAACAACUGGACUGGCAGGCGGCGAACGGACGACCAGACGGCCGGUGUUUGCCCCCACGGAAGGUGAUCUCAGACGGGUAGACGAACUCACAACGCCCUCGGACCCAAAAGCCAACCCAUCAUCAUCUACUGCCGCAGGAGCCAAUGGCAACUCGAAAUUGAACAGGGGCAAGAGUCUUCGAGACAAAGUGGAAGCAGCCUUAGGCCGAUGGAACUCGACAGCACCCAAGAAGAACGGCCGGUCCCAGAGCGUCUCGGCCAUCGACGUCAACAAGGUCUAUAAUCAUCCCCAUCAGUAUGAGCCUCCGAUGGUCGAGCGCAAGGAAGGCUUCGGCGCACUCGCCCGCAGGAUCUCCAAGAAACUGACCAUCGAGGACCAGGAACGCAGGCGCAGAGAACGGCUCAAGAUGGCCUAUGCCGGUCAGUCUUGCUCUUCCCCCCUUCCACCGUCAGAUCUCUCAAACCAUUUGGCCUCAAACUGA